GGGGCGGGGCGGGCGGCCGGGCGUUCGGUUGGUUCCUCCGCGUCCGCGGCGGCAGCGACGGCGACAUGGAGAGCGGGGCCUACGGCGCGGCCAAGGCGGGCGGCUCGUUCGACCUGCGGCGCUUCCUGACGCAGCCGCAGGUGCUGGCGCGCGCCGUGAGCUUGGUCUUUGCCUUGAUUGUGUUCUCGUGCAUCUUCGGUGAGGGCUACAGCAAUACCCAUGAGUCCAAACAGAAGUACUGCGUGUUCAACCACAACGAGGAUGCCUGCCGCUACGCCAGUGCCAUCGGGGUGCUGGCUUUCCUGGCAUCCGCCUGCUUCUUGGUAGUUGACGUCUAUUUCCCCCAAAUCAGCAAUGUCACUGACCGCAAGUACCUGGUCAUCGGCGACCUGCUCUUUUCAGCUCUCUGGACCUUCCUGUGGUUCGUGGGUUUCUGCUUCCUUACCAACCAGUGGGCAGCCACCAAUAUAGAAGACGUGCUGGUGGGAGCUGACUCGGCGCGAGCGGCCAUCACCUUCAGCUUCUUUUCCAUCUUCUCCUGGGGUGUGCUGGCCUCCCUGGCCUACCAGCGCUACAAGGCUGGAGUGGAUGAUUUUAUCCAGAACUAUGUGGACCCCACUCCAGACCCCAGCACGGCCUACGCCUCCUACCCAGGUGCGUCUGUGGACAACUACCAACAGCCACCGUUUGCCCAGAAUGCUGAGACCACUGAGGGCUACCAGCCACCCCCAGUGUACUGAGCUGCAGCUGGGCAUGGCAAGGGGCACGGGGGCACCUAGGGGCCCUCCGCUCUGCCCUGGACUCCCCCUACAAGGCUUGCAGAGCCUUGGGCCGCUCAUCCCACCUGGCGCCUGCUGGAGCCACACAGUCUGGAGAGGCCCUGCCUUCCCCAGUCCCGCUGCUGGUGGAGCCUCCACCCAAGUGCCUGCGCCCCAGGGGCCUCACCCACCACUCCUCAAGGGCAUUUUUUAGAAAAGGGUUUUAGCUAGAUGUGUUCUGUGGUUGCUUUUAAUGACCCCCAGCCCUGCCUGGAGUAGAAGUGCCUGAUACGCUGUUUUUGAUACGCCUUAGCUUUUCCCCGGCUGGAGGCAGGCCCAGGCCGUGGUGGCUGCUUACUUGGGGUUCUCUGCCAAAGACAAGGCUGCGGGGCCUCCCACCUGCUGUCGGUGCUGGGCAGGCUUCCCCCUCACUCAGGUGCACUCCCACCCCAGAGCGGCUGUACCCGACCCCUUCAUAUUCUGGGUGUGGGCAGCCCCGUGCUCACUGCUGUAGUGUCUGCUGGCUCUUGGAUUUGGGGUCACUACCCAGGGCCUUGGGCUGCCUUUCUGACAGCACCAGCGAGGCACAUGCCCACCCAGGGCCGCAGAAGCGCUUCAUUUUCCUUGCUCCCACCCCUUGGCAAUAGGGAGGGGCUUUGCCUGACCUACAACACCCAGCUUUAUGUAAAUACCCUGCCACUGUUGGGAAGUGUGGGGUGCACUCACAGCCCCCAGGCUGUCUGAAUGUAUUAAAAAGCCUUGGGGGAAGAUGCACAGCACCUUCUGUUCGUUUGACUGAUUUGGAGAUGAAUAAAUAUUUUUCUUGUUCAUAA
Manis pentadactyla (Chinese pangolin) is the source of this 1591-nucleotide messenger RNA. It is a transcript of the gene SYNGR2, whose product is annotated as synaptogyrin 2. The transcript has 4 exons. Lineage: Eukaryota; Metazoa; Chordata; Mammalia; Pholidota; Manidae. The record is from RefSeq and is a predicted model, not a curated record. The coding region runs from base 66 to 740 and encodes 224 amino acids. Gene Ontology annotation, cellular component: synaptic vesicle membrane; neuromuscular junction.